Molecule: messenger RNA, 682 nt
Organism: Verruconis gallopava
Lineage: Eukaryota; Fungi; Ascomycota; Dothideomycetes; Venturiales; Sympoventuriaceae
Exons: 1
Coding region: 292-642 (116 amino acids)
Source: RefSeq, a predicted model, not a curated record
GUGCGUGCGAGUCGUGGCCCGACUUCGCGAACAGCUCCAAGCCUGGACGUCGUCGCUUUUCGGGCCUCGCUCCCCCAUCAUCGGUAGCCCGACAACGUAACCCUUUCGCUCCCCUUAACAAAGUCCUGCCGCAUCGUAAACCAAGCGGACCCGCGGCUCGCCCAAGUGCCGGGCUCACCAGCGUUUCCUUCUGACGCACGCAUCCCGGCCUUGGCUCUGUUCCAGAAGCAUCGAGGCAAACACGCUCCACGAACGGGGCCGCUCUUUGUCGUCCGGUUUCCUUCAUGCAAAAUGCACAAAUUCAUGCACCCCGAUCUGAUUGCCAGGCUCCCUCGUUCCAUCCGACAAACGGACCAACCAACCAUCCGUCCAUCCCCCCAUCCAUCAAAAUCAUUCAUUCAAUCAGACGGCCGUGCUAACGCGACCGGAAAGCAGGAAAACGGCAAAAAACAAACAGGCCAAGGGAGAAAAAAAAGAAAAAAAAGAAAAAAAAAGAAAGCUGUCCUGCUCACCUGCUCGACUGUGCCCAGGAAGAUUCGUCGCCCUUUACCCAGCGCCCCCCCCAUUCGCCCGUCCUACUCUCGUCGCCGUCUUUAUUGCAUCCAUCUCAUCUAUCUCUCACGCAAAGAGACGCUCACAUGACCUUCCCCGCGUCUUCUCGCCAUUGGAAACCCCCCCCCCC